AUGUCAGCGGACCAAGCUGGAUCCGGCGACGAGGGUCUUCCAGCCGGCAGCAGCAGACAGCACAAAAGGUCGCGGGUGCUGCUAAGUUACACGGUGCACCGACCGACCUUUGCCAAGGAGUACAGCGCGUUCUGGCAGGAUCCGUCAGCAGCCUCGGUCGACUGGCUGGGAGUGCUGUACGGGAUCCUGGCGCUGGGGGUGCACUUUGCCUCACUGCAGGGGCCCGGGAGCACGGCACUGGAGGUCACGGCGAUCUCGCUAAGCGAGCAGUUCCGGCUGUACCGAUCGGCGACAUCGUGGGCGCUGACGACGUCGCGGCUGGUGAGCCCGAGCCAGCAGACGAUACAGGCGCUGCUCAUGUACGAAGAGGCGGAAUUCCUGGUUAACCGGGCCAGCCAGACUCAUUGCUGGCUGUUGUCGGCCACGUGCAUCCGGCUGAUGCUCAACAUGGGAAUGCAUCGCGACCCGAGCAAGCUGCCGACGAUCUCGGCCUUUGACGGCGAGAUGCGACGCCGGAUGUGGAAUCUGGCCAUCCAGCUGGACCUGAUCGUGUCGUUUCACAUGGGUCUUCCGAGCAUGAUCCACGGCAUCCCCAGCGACACCGGGCUGCCACACAAUUUGCUGGACGAGGACUUUGGCGAGGACUGUGCCGUUUUGCCGCCAUCGCGACCCGGCCACGAGUACACGCCGAUGAGCUAUCCGAUCUUCAAGAGCAUGGUCUGUCGCGUGUUCGGUCAGGUUGCCCGGCUGUCCCACACGCUCAUCCCGCCAUCGUAUGCCGAGGUCAUGCGCACCGACAGUUUGCUGCUCGACCGUUGGCGCCAGAUCCCCUCCUUCAUGAAGGUCUGCCCGCUCGCCGACGCUGUCUUCGACCCACCCUCGCUCAUCAUCCAGCGCUAUGGCCUCGCCUCGCUCUUCCAGAAGAGCCGCUGCGUCCUGCACCGACCCUAUCUCGCCGUCGCCGUCCCCCGUCCUGAACACGCCUACUCACGUCGCACUUGUCUGCAGGCUGCUCUCGAGCUGCUCGGCUACCACGAGGCCGUCGCCGAGGCCACUGCUCCCGGUGGCAUCCUCAGCCACGUCGGUUGGUUCGUCACCGGCCUCGGCAUGCACGACUUUCUGCUGGCCGCUAUGAUCGUCUACCUGGUCGUCCAGAACGACGCCCUAUUCAAAGACGAGCUGAUCAUCUCCGACAGCGCCAGCGACUCGGCUUCUGAGCCUCAGUCGGCCUCCUCGUCCUCGCCGCCAGCCCUGCCGGCUGUCAGGAGCACGCUCGUCAACCUUCUCCUGCGCUCAUACCGUCUCUGGGCCUCCCUGGCAACGAACCACUACGAGGUCCAAAAGGCGGCCGAGCUGCUCAGGAUCAUGGUCAACAAGAUUGACGCCCACGUCGACUCGACCGGACAUCCAACAUCCACUGCUUUUGAUACUGGCAGCUCCUGGCAGAUGGGCAUUGACGAAUCCUCUAUAUCGAACGUCUCACUGGGCGAUGAACCCAUAAGCAUGCCGCCAUCGGUCUCCUAUGAUCUCCCUUUCGACCUUUCCACGCCCGUCUUGAACCAAGACAGUAUGCAGGCCAACUUCUCGCGCCAAGACUUGGUGCCCAACGUAGCGGCUGUCAACAAUGACGGAGAUCCGCCAGUGAUGCCGGACAUGUACGAGUCGUGGAUCACCAUGCCUCUCGAAACGCUCGACUGGGACACCGUCGACAACGGGCUCCGGGCCAGCAGCAGCCACAGAAACGAUUGGAUCGACCAGUCGACAUUAGACGACAUCAACAGCAUCUCUACUGGCCUGUGGGACCAUCCGGAUGGCGUGCUCCAAGGCCCCUAG
Messenger RNA from Grosmannia clavigera kw1407, 1833 nucleotides. Its product is annotated as c6 zinc finger domain containing protein. Gene Ontology annotation, biological process: DNA-templated transcription. Gene Ontology annotation, cellular component: nucleus. The record is from RefSeq and is a predicted model, not a curated record. NCBI's taxonomy places the organism in Eukaryota, Fungi, Ascomycota, Sordariomycetes, Ophiostomatales, Ophiostomataceae. The coding region runs from base 1 to 1833 and encodes 610 amino acids. Gene Ontology annotation, molecular function: DNA binding; zinc ion binding. The transcript has 4 exons.